Messenger RNA from Lytechinus pictus (painted urchin), 4285 nucleotides. RefSeq names its product protein ILRUN-like. The coding region runs from base 256 to 1278 and encodes 340 amino acids. NCBI's taxonomy places the organism in Eukaryota, Metazoa, Echinodermata, Echinoidea, Temnopleuroida, Toxopneustidae. The transcript is spliced from 6 exons. The record is from RefSeq and is a predicted model, not a curated record. Gene Ontology annotation, molecular function: protein binding.
ACCUUCAGCUUUCUGAAGCUAUGUAUGACGUCACGGGGUCAGAGUGGGAGUGUGAUCGUUGCAAUCUCGCGUGGAUUAUUUUGUGUGUGUAAUUUGCAUGCAAAUUUACGUGGCUGCACUGCACUAGCUGCACUGGUACGGAGCCGGGACCUGACAGAAAUCACGACUUAAAAAGCAUCAAAGUUCCCUUCAUUUUCGUCUUCUAAUCAAACGUUUGUUGUAUAUUUCAAGGAGCUACCCGUCUGAACAGUUACCAUGAUGGAUGUAGAUUUAGAUCAAGAUUUAAUGUCGAAAUUCAGCAGCAUGGGAACGACCGAUCGAGAUGUUUUGAUAAACGAAUUUCAGAAGUUGUUGGGCAACAAUCUUAACCCGGCGACCUGUGCAUUUUUCCUUGACAUGAACAACUGGAACUUGCAAGCUGCCAUCGGAUCCUAUUACGACAUCGAAGCCAACCUCCCUGUCCAGCGGCUACCACACAUGACGUUCGUAAAAGACGUAACGAUAGGAGAAGGAGAAUCGGUCCCACCGUGUACAGAAUUCACCAAAACAUGGAGAGUACGAAAUCCUGCCACUGACCAAUGGCCACCGGGGUCGUGUUUACGUUUCAUACACGGUCAUCAGCUAGGACCACUGGACAGAGUCUAUACAGAGCCGUUGAACGGUCAGACAGAUAUGGACAUCAGUGUUAAGAUGCACAGCCCCUCACACUGUGGGGUCUAUCAAGGGCAAUGGAGGAUGUGCACAUCAACAGGGGUUUUCUACGGGGAGACCAUAUGGGUUAUCGUAGAAGUGAAAGAAGGUGGUAUGCUAGGACUUACACAACAACUAUCUCAACUCGGUACAGGAUCAAUGGAAACAGAUAGUGCGCCCUCUACAGAUAGAAUCAUGCCUAACCCUUUUGGUUCUCCAACAAAACCAGAUGGUACUUUAAUAAGAGAGUCAACACCCGAGCCUCCAUCCUUUCACUCACCAAGUAAACCAGAACACAGCUCACAUCUAUCAUCACCGGUUAGACCUCCUUUAUUUCAGCACGAUUCUUCAGUACAGAUCCCCACCCAGACGCUGUCAGAACGUGACCCCAGGAUGCCAGCGGUCUUCCACGACUACCAGCUCCCCCACCACCAUGCCCCCGAGAACACUGCCCAGCCUGCCUUCCCAACCAACCAAUCAACCGCUUCCUUCUCCACCCUUCAAGCCCCGAAUCCAACAAUCAACCAAUCAGAGUACACGUUUCAUGAUCUCAGGACAGAAGACACAAUGACGGAUGAGGACUUAUAGCAUAUGCAGAAAUCUUUUUUUUUUUUAUUAGUAAAAUUUAGAGAAUACCUUUAGAUCUAAAGGGAUUUUGAAAUCCUUUUUGGCCUACUUAUAGUGCUGAUGCACAUGGAUACAUGUACAGUUAGUAAUUAAUAUAUUAUGGUAGUACUGCAACUCGAAUUAUUGAAUUGAAUAGCAAGGGGUAAAGUUUUUAAACAUUUCCCACCUUAAAACCAGACUUCUGAAAAAAAGUAUGCAAUGGAACCAACAUUGGAGCAAAGUUCUGUGUGUUUCUUUGAGGCUAAAUGAUUUGCUCUUCUCUCUUUCUUUCAUACCUUGCUUUCUUUCUUUGUUUCUUUGUCUCCAUGUUUUUGCUCUUUCUUUCUCUCUUUCUCAUUUCAGGGGCCCCUUUCAUAAAGAGUUACAACUGUUGUAACUUUGCCUUUAUGGCAACUACCAUGGUAACCUUGAUGUUGAUUGGCUGUUGAGCCCUGCUGCCAUGGUCGUUGCCAUUAUGGCAAAGUUACAACAGUUUUAAGUCCUUUAUGAAACGGGCCCCUGAUCUUUUUUCUAUCUUCCUUUCUUUUUUUCUGUCCUGUUUUAUUUUUUCUUCCUUCUUCUUUCCUCCUUUGCCACCAAUAUCAUGAAGAUCCGAAAGUUAUGGUAACUUUUCAAUCAUGGUCAUGUACUUACUGGUGUAACAGGGUUCAGCAGUCAGUCGAAAUCAAGAUCUCUAUAAUUAGCGCUUUACAGCGUUUAUCCCCCGUCACAGGAUUCUGUGUUAUCUGCAUGCGGUGUAUGAGCACUCUCCACUCUCUGGGGAGUAUGCCACACUGGCAAAGUUAACAUAGUGGGCGAUUCCAUGCUAGAAAAAUCACCCAUUUUCACAACAAUUUUUAACCUGCUGUCCAAACGAACAAAGAAGUUCAAUUUGCUUUGUGGUAAUAUCAAAGUACUUCUGGGUAGACAUGCAAAAAAACUGACAACCAACAAAAAUAUGUUGUCCAUAGGUGAAUUAGAGCUUAAAAUGUUGCGUGUCGUACGGGACAUUUCUGCGUCCCGUACGACACAACAUUUUCACCUACAAUAUACCCAUAAUCAUUUAUUUUGUGUUGGUUAUUAGUUUUUCACAUGACUACCCACUAUAGCUUUAUCAUUGACAAAAGAGAAUAUUUUAUUGCCCAAGCAAUCGACUAGGAAACUAGAAAUUGCUGUCAAAAUGUCCCGUACGACACGUAUGGAAUCGCCCUAAUAUGGCCUUUUCCUGCCAGUAGGUUUAUUAGAGAUGGACAAUCUUUCUUACCCCAAUUGUUGGAUAUGGCUCACCGUGACAGUGUAUGCAAAUCUCCACUCCUUGGGGAGUAUUUCAGAAUGGCAAAGUUACCAUAAUAAGACUUCUUCUAGCCAAUUGGCUAAUCUCAAUCAAUUCUCUUGGUAUUAUUCGGUUGUGGUUUUACCGGGUACUCUCCAAUCUUUCCCCACAAGAUAAGCAGAAACCUUUCCCUGCAAGAUAGGCAGAAAGCCGGUUCAUCAUUGCAGUUAUUGUAGUUCUAAUGUCCAGAAUAUUCCUUUUUAGAGAUAUAUAACGUGGAACUGAAUUUAGUAGAGAGUGUGAGAGAGCAAGAGAAAGUGAAAGGGAGUGAUAGCUUGUAUAAAAGACAAAGUGGCGUGUGAAAGUGGAACUGAAUGUGUCAUUGAAGUGGCUGAUACUGUCUCAGGGGGGUGUUUCACAAAGAUUUAAUGUUUACUAAAAAGGAAUCCUUAUGUCAGUCCAACACUGUGAUGAUAUGUAACACGCAUUCUCAUUGUAUAAUAUGAAGUAGCGAGUGGGUGUCUUGAACAUGAUUUGACCAUGGCAGUGAUGCAUUAUAUAUACCACAUGCAACUGGUAAUGUAGAUGUGAGUUUAGUCACAUUGAAACCUGUCUGAAGCACCCCCUGAUACAGAAUUCAAAGAUAUUUAUUUUUUUCAGAAAUUAUUUCUGACGAUUAUUUUCAAGCUGACCCAUGAGAGGUUAUCUUUUUUUUUAAUGAACAUGGAGUUUUAGUAUUGGUAUAAAACGAAACAAAAACCCAAGUGGCAUUAUUUUGGAAUCAUCAUGUAAGACAUAAAGAGGGAAUCUUUAAUGGUGUUGAUUAGACCUGGGAACUCAAACAACCGAUGCAUUCAAUCAGUUUACCGACAACCAGCAACCGAAUACUAUUAUUUACACUAAUCAAAAGUUUGCCAAAUGUUUGAUUACUGAUUUUAAAUAUUCGAUUAUCAAAAGUAUAUGGCUUAUCUUGGAUAUUUGACAACAAAGUUCAAGAUACUUGAAUUUUAUGCUAAAAGUUAAGGAAUUCCAAACUAUGUAACUCUUUCAAUACACAAUUAUUACUCUGGUCAGUCGAAUGACAGUAAAAGGGUAUUUGUCCCAGGCCCAGUGUUGAUAUUAAUUUGCCUUAAUCUUUCACAUUUUUUUUAUCAUGUUAGUAUUACUCACUUUUCAUAUCAUUAUGAAUUUUCAAACUUGUUUUAGCAUACUUAUUACUCAUCAGUAUGGUACAAGUUUAAUAUGUUUGGGCAUAAUUUCUCUGAAAAUUCGGGUUCAGUAUACAUGUAGUUGGCAUUAAACAGAUUGUCUCAUAUUGUCUGUCUUUUAAAAAAAAAUGCUGUUUGGGGUAAGGCACUAAAAAAAGAAAAGAAAUGUAAAGUAAGGAAAAAAAAGUUGGUAUUUUUACAGGGGUUUAAAUGUUACGUAAUGUUACAUUAUUGAAAUUCAGUUCUGUGAAUUUGGACCUUAAUGAGCAAUAAUUAUUAUUGCAGAAGAUUCAUGUGUAAAACUGUUGUCCAUUUAGACAAUGUAGGGGUAGAUUUUAUGUAUAUUUUACCAGGAUAAAUACUUGCAAUAUUAUUAUGUUUAUGUUGUGAGAAUGUGUGUAUUAAUCUAUAUGAGUGUAAGUGCGGUUUAUGUUUUGAAAUAUUGACAUGAUUUCUGAAACUUGUGUUAAAUGAAAUAAUAAAUGAAACGAGUAAAUGAUAAUAAAAA